AUGGCCACAUACAUGCGUCCUUCGGUCAGAGUGGCCGCGGUCGCUGCGGCCGGAGCCGGUCUGGCAUACGCCGGCUACCAAUACAGGAAUAACGCGUCUUCCUUGUUCAACACCGCACACGCCGAGUCUCUCCCCUCGGAUGCCCAGGCGGCAUUGAAGAAGAUGCAGUGGAAAGGCUUCACCGAGCUCAAGCUGGAAAGUGCCGAGAUGGUCAACCACAAUGUCCGACGCUUGACAUUUGCAUUGCCAGACGACCAAUCAAUCACCGGCCUCGCCCCUAUCACCUCACUCCUUACCAGACACACACCUGAAGGUGCAUGGAUCCCGGUUUUCAGACCCUAUACCCCCAUCAGUGACAACGACCAGGCGGGAACUGUGACAUUCAUGGUGAAGAAAUACCCUAAUGGCAAAGGGUCGGGCAAGAUGCACUCGUUGAAGCCUGGCGAGACGCUACUGUUCAAGCCGUUGCAUGAAUUCGACUAUAAGCCCAAUCAAUUCUCUGCCAUGACCUUUAUUGCCGGAGGGUCUGGUAUCACUCCAAUCUAUCAGCUGACCCGCGCUAUCCUGAAGAACCCAGAGGACAAGACCAAAAUCGCACUGGUAUAUGCCAACAACUCCGAGGAGGACAUCCUCUUGAAGAAUGAAUUCGAUGAGCUGGAAAAGAAGUAUCCUGGCCGCUUUUCCCGAAUCUACACGAUCAGCAAGACCACUCCGCAAAACGAGGGCCUUUACGAGAAAGGCUAUGUCACCAAGGAAAUCCUCAACAAGGUGAUGCCCCAGAAGGCGAGCGAGCGUAGCGUCAAGGUGCUGGUUUCCGGGCCUCCAGCCAUGGUUGAGAGCGUUGCGGGCGCCAAAGGUGGAUUCGGCUGGACGCAGGGAUCUCUGGGAGGGAUCCUGAAGGAAUUGGGCUACACCAAGGAGGAAGUGCAUAAAUUCUAG
Molecule: messenger RNA, 939 nt
Organism: Exophiala dermatitidis NIH/UT8656
Lineage: Eukaryota; Fungi; Ascomycota; Eurotiomycetes; Chaetothyriales; Herpotrichiellaceae
Product: cytochrome-b5 reductase
Exons: 3
Coding region: 1-939 (312 amino acids)
Biological process (GO): ergosterol biosynthetic process
Molecular function (GO): cytochrome-b5 reductase activity, acting on NAD(P)H
Source: RefSeq, a predicted model, not a curated record